Molecule: messenger RNA, 642 nt
Organism: Wallemia ichthyophaga EXF-994
Lineage: Eukaryota; Fungi; Basidiomycota; Wallemiomycetes; Wallemiales; Wallemiaceae
Exons: 1
Coding region: 1-642 (213 amino acids)
Biological process (GO): protein import into mitochondrial matrix; protein folding
Cellular component (GO): PAM complex, Tim23 associated import motor
Molecular function (GO): protein-folding chaperone binding; protein homodimerization activity; adenyl-nucleotide exchange factor activity
Source: RefSeq, a predicted model, not a curated record
AUGCUUAGACUUACUGGAUUCAGAAGGUGCUUGAGUGGCCAAUUUGCUGCCACCAGAGUCGCCACUAGAGGUUACGCUGAUAAACCAAAGUCAGAAGGCGAACAACAGCCACAAGACAGCACAGCCAGCCCAGAUAGCGCCCUCGACGCAGCUAAAAAGGCCACAGAAGAAGCUGUCGAGUUGCAGAAACAGCUCAAGAAGGAUCUCCAAUAUGCAGCAGCUGAUUUCACCAAUUUGCAGAGAAUUUCAGACAGAGAGAAGGUAGCGUCAAUGGAGAAAGGUGUUAUGAAGUUCGCAAAGAGCAUCCUCCCUACCCUUGAUAUUCUCCCGUUGGCAUUGAAGAGCGUACCAGCAGAGGCUUUGUCGGCUGGAGAAGGCGAAGACCGCAAGAACCUCCUCACACUUCACGAGGGUUUGGUUCUGCUCCAGAGUAACCUCCUCAAGGCACUCAAAGAAAACGAUAUCGAAGCUGUUGACCCAACCGGCGAACAAUUCAGCCCAGACUACCACGAGGCGCUGUAUAUGGCACCUGUGCCAGGUAAAGAUCCAAACUCCAUCCUCGAAUGCUCGAAACUUGGUUACAGCUAUAAGGGUAGAGUGUUGCGUGCUGCUCAAGUUGGAGUUGUGCAGGAUGUCAACUAA